Thamnophis elegans (Western terrestrial garter snake) is the source of this 3824-nucleotide messenger RNA. RefSeq names its product ring finger protein 40 (gene RNF40). Lineage: Eukaryota; Metazoa; Chordata; Lepidosauria; Squamata; Natricidae. Bases 172 to 3255 code for a protein of 1027 amino acids. Gene Ontology annotation, cellular component: nucleus; HULC complex. Gene Ontology annotation, molecular function: ubiquitin protein ligase activity; metal ion binding. The record is from RefSeq and is a predicted model, not a curated record. The transcript is spliced from 20 exons.
GGAGGAGAGGCGGGCGAGCAUGCGCGGUAGCUGCGCUGGCGUUGCUUGUCGGCAGCGUCGUAGCGAGCCGAGGGCUAUGGAGGAGAGGGACCUCGGUGUGGGCCGCUAAACCGCUGCCUCUUUGGCUAAACUGCCUGAUUCCUGGGUUCAGGCCCACUGCCGAAAGUCACCAUGUCAGGAGCUGGAAGCAAGCGGGCUGCUGGAGAUGGAGGAGCAGGGCCUCCUGAGAAAAAAUCCAACCGGGAGGAGAAGACCACCACUACGCUCAUUGAGCCUAUCCGCCUUGGAGGCAUCUCUUCCACGGAGGAGAUGGACCUCAAGGUGCUUCAGUUCAAGAAUAAGAAGAUAGCAGAGCGGCUGGAGCAGCGGCAAGUGUUUGAGGAUGAGCUGCGUGAACGCAUAGAGAAGCUGGAGAAGAGGCAGGCCACUGAUGAUGCCACUCUCUCGAUUGUUAACCGCUACUGGAAGCAGCUAGAUGAGACGGUGCAAGUGCUCCUCAGACGUUAUGAUGGAGAUUGUGGGCAGGCCCCUGAGGAGCCCAAAUUGGAAAUCCCAGGCUCAGAACUGGAAGCUGUUCACUUAGAGAGCUCUGAAAGGAGAGAGGCAGUGCUGUCCCCUGUUACGCCCCCUGUACCCUGGAAGGCUGGGGACCUUGUGCUGAGUGAGCCAUCCCUUUCCUUCUUGGCUACCUUGGCCAGCAGCAGCAAUGAAGAAAUUGAGCUUCAACUUCAGGAACGCAUGGAAUUUUCCAAAGCUGCCGUCUCCCGCAUUGUGGAGGCUUCGGAUAAGAUCCACCGGCGCACAGAAGAGCUUUGCCAGAAGAUCCAUGCACGGGUGGAGUUUGACCAAUUGGAAGAAGUUGUGAAGGCCCUCAACAAGGAGCUGACCAGAGAGAAUCGCCACCUUCAGGACCUGAUCACACAGAUGCAGGAGAAACACCAUAAAAUUUCCUUGGAGUACACAGAACUGCAGGACAAAGUGACUUCAUCAGAAACUAAAGUGCUGGAAAUGGAAACGACCAUUGAAGACCUGCAGUGGGACAUAGAGAAGCUGCGCAAACGGGAACAGAAGAUCAACAAGCACCUGACUGAAGCGUUGGAGCAGCUCAAUUCAGGUUACUACGCCUCAGGCAGUUCUGGUGGGUUCCACGGUGGCCAGAUCACACUUAGCAUGCAGAAGUUUGAGAUGCUGAAUGCAGAGCUGGAAGAGAAUCAAGAACUUGCCAACAGUCGCAUGGCAGAGCUGGAGAAACUGCAGCAGGAAAUGCAGCAGGCUGUUAGAACUAAUGAGAAGCUGAAGGUAGCACUACGGAGUCUUCCAGAAGAGGCUGUAAAGGAGACUCUGGAGUACAAAGUGUUGCAAUCCCAGUUCUCACUGCUGUACAAUGAAAGCCUGCAAGUGAAAACACAGCUGGAUGAGGCCCGGGCCCUGCUUCUCACCACCAAGAACAGCCACCUGCGCCACAUCGAGCACAUGGAGAGUGACGAGCUGAAUGUGCAGAAGAAACUGCGGACGGAGGUGAUCCAGCUGGAAGACACGCUGGCUCAGGUGCGCAAGGAAUACGAGAUGCUGCGCAUUGAAUUUGAACAGAACCUGGCAGCCAACGAGCAAGCAGGUCCCAUCAAUCGGGAGAUGCGCCACCUCAUCAGCAGCCUCCAGAAUCACAACCACCAGCUGAAGGGAGAUGUGCAGCGGUACAAGCGCAAAUUGCGGGAGGUGCAGGCCGAGAUCAACAAGGUCCGCAUGCAACAGUGUGGGUUUCCUUCUAGUUUGGCCAUUGCAGCCCCAGCCCCAGGGAACGAAGACUCCGGCCACCCUGGAGUAGCUCCUGUUAAAGAGGAGGAAGAAACGGCGACCUCCGAAGUAAAGAAAGAAUUCAAGGAGGUGCAAGUAAAGAAAGAGCCCAAGGAAGAGGUGGUGUCUCCUCAGCUGCUCGGGAGCACGGAGGGCGUGAAAAAGGAAGAAGAGGAGACCUCUGCCCCCCAGCCUCCUGCUCCCCAUCCGCCACCACCACCCCGCGCCAAAGAGUCUGAGCGGUCCAAGGGACGUGGUGGAGACCGGGGCGUUGACCGCGAGAGAUCCCGGGAUCGUGACAAAGAGGUCUCUUCCUCCUCCUCCUCCUCCUCUUCCUCUUCACGGGAUCGGGAGAAGCAGAAGGGUGGUGGAGGUAGCGAAGAUGCUAAGAAGAAAGAUUCAGAUUUGCUGAAGCAGCUGCGAACUGAGCUCAAAAAGGCUCAGGAGAGCCAGAAGGAGAUGAAGCUUCUCUUGGACAUGUACAAGUCGGCCCCCAAGGAGCAGCGGGACAAAGUGCAGCUGAUGGCAGCUGAGAAGAAGACCAAAGCUGAGGUGGAGGAGCUGCGGGUGAGGAUCCGUGAACUGGAGGAGAAAGAGAAGAAAGAGAGUAAGAAAAUGGCCGAUGAGGAUGCCUUACGCAAGAUCAAGAUGGCCGAGGAACAAAUUGAGCAUCUCCAGAAAAAACUGGCAGCGACCAAGCAGGAGGAAGAGGCUCUUCUCUCAGAGAUGGACGUGACAGGCCAAGCUUUUGAGGACAUGCAAGAGCAGAAUAUGCGGCUAAACCAGCAGCUGCGUGAGAAGGAUGAUGCCAACUUCAAGCUGAUGUCGGAGCGCAUCAAAUCCAACCAGAUUCACAAGCUCCUGCGGGAGGAGAAGGAAGAACUUGCCGAGCAGGUGCUAGCCCUCAAGUCUCAGGUGGACACCCAGCUCUUAGUCGUGCAGAAGCUGGAGGAGAAGGAACGGGUCCUGCAGGGCAAUAUGGGCACCGUGGAGAAAGAGCUCACGUUACGCAGCCAGGCCCUGGAGCUCAACAAGAGGAAGGCGGUGGAGGCAGCCCAGCUGGCAGAAGACCUGAAGGUGCAGCUGGAGCAUGUGCAGGCUAAACUGAAGGAGAUCCAGACCUUCAUGGCGGAGAACAGGGCAGCCAAGGAGAAGGAGUCUUUCAACCUCAAGAGAGCUCAGGAGGACAUAUCUCGCCUUCGGCGCAAACUGGAAAAACAGCGCAAAGUGGAGGUGUAUGCAGAUGCCGAUGAGAUCCUACAGGAGGAGAUCAAGGAGUACAAGGCCAAGCUCACCUGUCCGUGCUGCAACACGCGCAAGAAGGACGCCGUCCUCACCAAAUGCUUCCACGUCUUCUGCUUCGACUGCGUCAAGACCCGCUAUGACACCCGCCAGCGGAAAUGCCCCAAGUGCAAUGCCGCCUUUGGUGCCAAUGACUUCCACCGGAUCUACAUCAGCUGAGCGGCUGGCCCCAUUUCCCCUAACUUGCCCUCCCAUCCAUGAACUCCACGGGAUGGAGUGGGGUUGGGGGUGUCUCGUGGCUUACCUUUUGAAGACCAGCCUUAGAUCCAUCAGGACUUGUUCCAGCUUUUUUGUUGGCUCCAGUCUGGGGAUCCCUUGAUAGCCAUCUAAGGUACUCCUGAGGCCCUUUCUUCAAGUGGAUCCCUUAUCCUCAAAGUACCCCCCCCCUUUUCCUGAGGCUGCUCACAGGUUGUUUUUUUGGGGGAGAUAAUGUUGGAUCCUUUCCCCUGGAUCCUGAAGAACUUGACUCCGUUGCUCUCACUUUCCUUUUAGCCUUUCCUGAAGAGGCUCUUCAACUUUGCCUUGGGAUUCGGUGGUUUCUCUUCUAGCGUUUUGCAGAUCUAGCACAUGAUCCUCUAUCGCUGGCUGCUGGCAGCAGCCAUGCAGUUCUAAUGCCCCGUCUUGGGAAUGGCAUUCUAUUUUUUAAGAAUUUCAAGAACUGCUUGAGUGUUUGGAAAAUAAACACAGAGGUUGUCUGCUCCUACAAGAUUCCUCUCUGUUCAUCUAAA